AUGAUACAAUCAAGUUUAUAUUUGAUGGUUUUGCUAAUAGCGUGGAUAACAAUUUUUUCUCUGACAUCUUCGGUAUCUGGUCUUGGAAGUUUUACACAUAAUGAAAUGAAUCCAUUCGAAACAAAACCGCGGAUAUGGAAAUACCUGACAUAUUUCGAUGGGACAGUAGUUCUUCGAAUUAUUAAUAGGAAUCCUAAUAUAACAUCUCUUGAUAAUGAAGCGUGGAUAAGACCAGUGUUAUCUUUACGCAUUAUUCAUCCUAAUGGAACAGUCAGCGAAAUAGACAAAGACCUAGAGAUUCCAGAAUUUAACUGGCACAUUACUAUAAGCCCUGAUGGUUACCUCCUGGACCCUGUAAAUAUAUAUGCGCUUCAAAAAGGCUUCUUACUUUUUAGAUACUUUAAUGCUUCAAAUCCGGACGAUAUUAAUACUUAUGAAGAAUGGGGACGUAUUAUUGACUGGAAUGGCAAUUUAUAUGAUAAUGUAUAUUUCUCGAAGGCUAACAUCGAAAAUGGUACAUGGUACCCAACAAAAACGUCCAUAGUGAAUAACGUUAAUCCAGAAAAAGGGUUUAUAAAGAUAUAUUGGAGGGUGGAUUAUGUCGAAUGGCAACAAUAUACGAUAGAUGAUGCAUUCAAUUUUAUAAAGCUAUCAUAUGGAAAUCUUUCAUAUCUCGAAAAUACGACAGCAUUUAAUGUCAUGGGUACGGUUGACGAUGGUUAUAGCAUAAUUAUGGGAAUUUCCACCUCCUCCGAUAACGACGAAGAUCCUUUAGAAACUAGUGCCGCGGUGUAUGUUUUAACAAAAGGAUACGAUGAUAAACAAUUUGGUGCACCAAAACUGCUUUAUCAAUCAAACUUAGCUAAUAUUACGAUAUCCAAUAUAUUUUCUGGCAUUUCAAGUACUGGAAUUGGACAAGUUUGUACGCUCAACAUCACUCAGAACACUGUUACUAGUUCCAGAAAUUAUUAUGUGAAACUUAAUUUCUUAUCAUCUGGCUCUGUUACAGAAAUCAUCCCCAUCCCAUUAAGCUAUUUACCAGUAUUACCUUCAAAUUCUACGACAAGAUGGUUAGUGGCCAGUAUUCCUUAUGGUGGUUAUGUAUUCUAUGGUCGUUUUCCGGAUGCAAACAAUAAUACCAAUGUUUAUGUAUACUAUUUUGACGAAUAUGAAAAUAAGUUUACGGCCUGGGAUAGUCGUGAACCAUCAGUUUUAAAUUUGCGAGGAAUUUUUAUAAUUCUGCCUAAUAAUACUAUGUUAAUAUCACAAAUGGAAGAUUUUAAUAUGUGGAGUUUUUUGACCACUGAUAUUCCUAAACUCACAAAUUUAGAUAAUAAUUAUUCAAAUCUUCAAAUAAAUUCUACUAGUCCUUCAAUAAAUGAUAAUAUUUCAACUUUAACGAAUAAUAUUACAAUCACAUAUUAUGAACCAGUAGAACUUUCUGAUGGAAAUAUUUCGAUCUAUCAAAUUGAUAAUAGUGGUAACAAUAUUAUUCGACAAUUUGUUAAUGGCAUCAAAAGCUCCGAUUUUUGUUCCAUUUCCGACGAUGGAUUAACUGUAACUGUUAAACUUAUCAAAAGUACCUUUAGUAAUCCUAAUAGCAAAUUUUAUGUUAAAAUUGGCAGUAAUUUUGCGAGAAGCAGAGCAUACAAAGAAUCCUUAAUGGGUGUAUAUGAUGUUUGGAAAUUCAAUACGAAUCCGAUUGAAGAACCUUUAGCUGGCAAAGUAUCUGGAGUGCUGCGUUUAACUAUAGAAGGCACCGAAUACUUUGAAAAUCUUAAUUCAACUGGAAAAAAUCAAUUCUUUGCAAAUCUACAUCUUGAAUUAUCUAAAAUUAUUCCUAUUAAUAUUAAGCGACUAAGUUCAAAUGGGAAAACUCAAGUUGACACCACUGUUAGUCCAAGUCGUCAAAUAUUUAUUUCACUUAAUAUUGAACCAUCCAAUGAAGGAAGAAGUGUAGCAUCUAUUAUAGAUAAUUUAAAUGAAAUGAUUAAAUAUAAAAGUAUAACUUCCAUUGGUUUAAACCCUAUCACAAAGUAUUUAGAUGAAAAUUUUGGAUUUACACCAAAACAAGACUUAUGGGAUGAAUAUAAGUGUAGAUUUUUGGGUGUUUUAUUAAUACUUGCAAUUUUAUUGGUUCUUUUCUUAAUAGCGGAAAAAAUGCAAAGAAAGGGUCGAAACAUUGCUAUCUUACAUCUUGGAUUAAUUAUUUUUGAUUUUGUAUUGGAUGUCCUUUUUGUCAGUAAGAAUGGUAAAGUUAUUGAAUUAUUAUAUAUUCCAAGUCAUGAAAACAAAUCUAAAGAUUUCUUGUAUUGGUUCUCUCAAAAUGAAAAGUUGGCAUCAGUAUUUACAGUUUUAUCAAGCGCUGACAUUGAAGCAUUAAGUAUUCUCCAUUCAAAUAUAGCCGGACUUAAAUGUUUCCAAGCUCCAAUUUCAACUAAAGGAAAAAAUAGAAUCUUUUGGGCGUCUUGUUUAACCGUUUUUGUUGAAGAUAUACCGCAAUUGAUUAUUCAGUUAAUAUACUAUUAUAAUGUGAUUACAUAUGAUAUAAUUCCUCUCCUUGCACUCGUCUCUUCAUGUCUUAGUUUGUUAAUAAAUAUUAUUGGCAAAUUAUUUCAAGCAAUAAAUAGUUGCCGGCCUGGAACUUUAGAAUAUGACGGUCAAGAUGAUUUUCAAAAACUUCAGACACCAACUACUGAAAGAAGUUCCGCUUCAGACGAAUCAAUAUCACAUUCAAUUGAUAUCAAAGAAGAAAAUGAAAAAAAUAGUGAUAAAAAUAAUUUGACAGGAAGUUCAAAAAGUAGCUUUCAGGAAGUAAUACUUUGA
This is a messenger RNA of Diversispora eburnea, 2826 nucleotides long. The record is from the annotation of a GenBank genome assembly. NCBI's taxonomy places the organism in Eukaryota, Fungi, Glomeromycota, Glomeromycetes, Diversisporales, Diversisporaceae.